Messenger RNA from Anisakis simplex (herring worm), 570 nucleotides. Lineage: Eukaryota; Metazoa; Nematoda; Chromadorea; Rhabditida; Anisakidae. The record is from the annotation of a GenBank genome assembly.
GGUGCAUGGCCUGAUGGAGCACCGUGCAUACAUUCAGCAUUUGAAUCAAUGAAUCCGCUGGAAGCAGUUGAACAUCAAGGUGGACUUCAGUUGACAAAUCCGCCGUACACAAUCGCGGUAGCGCAAAAAUGUUAUUGGAGAAGUCAACCGAUUGAAUUAACGCUAAAAGGCAAUUCAUCAACUGAUAAAUUCCGGGGAUUUGCUAUCCAGCCAAUUGUCUAUCGUGGACCACAUCAAGGCAAAAGGAUGGGACAGUUUUUACGUCUGGACGACAAUGGAUCAUGGCAGCAACAAUGCUUUCGGUUUAAGGAUUCAGUGACGCAUUCACAUGAUGAACGAAAGAAACAUAUCAAGUUGUGGUGGAAGAAUGACUAUAACGACGAAGAUACCAUACAAUUUGUUGCCACAGUGGUUAAGGCUCAACGAGAAUUCUGGGUGAAGUCGGUACUAUCAGUACCGAUUCCACCAUGUCAAGUCUCACCGAACGGCAUCACCAAUUAUGUUGCACCGCCAGUGACUCCUCCACCGCCGGUGCGUCCUUUCCCAGACACCAAUAAUUUUGACUCCUAG